This is a messenger RNA of Mytilus trossulus (common blue mussel), 2330 nucleotides long. Its product is annotated as scavenger receptor cysteine-rich type 1 protein M130-like. NCBI's taxonomy places the organism in Eukaryota, Metazoa, Mollusca, Bivalvia, Mytilida, Mytilidae. The transcript has 13 exons. Bases 10 to 2265 code for a protein of 751 amino acids. Gene Ontology annotation, cellular component: membrane. The record is from RefSeq and is a predicted model, not a curated record.
UCUUAUUUAAUGUUAAAUCUUUUCAUAAACAUCAGAACUGGAGGGAUGUACUGGACUAUAUUUUACAUUGUCGUUUAUCUAGUAUUGAACAGACUUCUGAUAGAUGCUUCAAAGGUUAGACUUGUGGAUGGAAAGUCCUUUCAUGAAAAUGGCGCUGAUAUUUACGAAGGACGCUUACAAGUAUUUUACAAUAACGAAUGGGGGAAUGUCUGCGAUGAUGAAUUCACCCAGACGUCAGCCAAAGUGGUUUGUGGAAUGUUGGGAUUUUAUGGUAAUGCAAUUGCAAUAGCUAGUACCUACAAGAACGGUAAUAAGCGAAUAGUCCUUGACAGUGUUAGAUGUAAUGGACGGGAAAAAGAUAUCAUGAAUUGUAAACAUCAAGGAUGGGGAACACAUGACUGCUCACACGAAGAGGACAUCGGAGUAAGAUGCGAGCAAACUUGGAGGUUAAGCAAGUCUACAGAAGGGUUUGUUGAGAUUCAUAUAAUUGAUUCUUAUAUACCAGUGUGCAAUACAAAUUAUUCGGGGAAAAAGAUUUGCCAAUCACUUGGUUUAGUAGAAAGCAAUAAGAUUGUAGGAGUCGUCCCGGCCACUUCAAAAAUUCUACGGUUUGUGGACAUUAGUUGUACUGGCAAGGAACAGGUUUUAUCACAGUGCACUAGAACGGUUAUUAAGUAUGGUGUAUGUAAAACUGGGUUAAGUGCUUUCAAAUGUUUAAAUCAGAAACUUAUAAAUGGUACUACAUCUUACAAUGGACGACUAGAGCUUUAUCAUGAGGGGAAAAAGGGGUCUGUUUGUGAUGAUGGAUUUGGCGAUAAUGAGGCGUCUGUAGUUUGUAGAUAUUUAGGACAGUCUUGGAAUGGACGUUUUUCCUAUGAGUUUAAAGAUUGGACUGAAGGUUCAAAUUAUCUAUUGGACGAUAUUGACUGUACUGGAAGGGAGGCAAAUAUAUUAAGUUGCAAGCAUACGUCCUGGAAUUCUCAUAAUUGUGACCAGAAACACAGAGAAGACGUUGGGAUUCAAUGCUUGCCAGAUGAAAUGGCUCUCACAUUGGAAGGUGGAAACAACGAAAAUGAAGGUAUAGCUCAGAUUUUGUUGGGGAAACAAAGAACAAACAUAUGCAGUUUGGGAUUUGAGCGUGACGAUGCCUUUGUCUUUUGUCGAGAAUUAAUGAAUGAUUGCAGAAAUGUUAUAGUAGUAUCAGGAACCCAGUACAGCUCAUCAACAGAAUACAUAUACCAGGAGGCGUUCCAUUGUAAUGGUAGUGAAGCAAAGCUAAUAAACUGUCCUCGCUACUCCAUAAAAUGUCCAAGUGAUUUUAAAGUAGCGGUUGUCUGUGACCCAACACUUCCUUCGGUGACGUUAGAAGUUCCAUCUCCUUUGAUAGUUAACGAACCUGUGAACUUGACAUGUACUGCCACCGGCGGAAGCCCAUCUCCUAAUAUUUGGUGGAACUGUUGUAAUGAUAAUAACCGAACAUAUGUUAUCCAAUCUGAGAACCAGAUCAAAUCAGUUUUAGAAAUAAUUCCUUCGCGGAGAUGUAAUGCCGCCACAUGUACGUGUUUUGUUCAUCACACAGAGACUACAUUUCCGGAAAUUCAAAAAGCAGAAAAACUUGUAAUAUAUUAUCCUGUCAGAGAUGGUUUAAAUGUAACUGCUCCACUUCUUACUGAACACCAAUCUAGCAUAUUGACAUGUGAGGUUUCUGACGGCAAUCCCUUGCCUGACAUUUGGUGGACAUGCAGUGGAAUACCAUAUGAUAAUGUUACAUCGGUUGUCACACAUAAUUCAUCUUCUUCGACCUUGUUUUUGACACCAACUGUUGAUUACCAUAAUAAAACUUGCACUUGUAUUGGGAGGCAAUUCAACACAACGUUUGAAGACAUAUCUGAACCCACAGUAUUACGUGUUUUAUAUUCAGUAAACGAGGUGGAAGUAUCCUCUACAAAUCUAAUUGUGGGAAUUCGAUCUUAUCUGAUUUGUCGCGUAACCGGCGGAAAUCCAGAGCCUGUUGCAAAAUGGAUUUGUGAUGGAAAGUUUCAAAAAUCUUAUGAAAUUAGAUCAUUAGAAGCCGUAUUAGCACUAAUGUCAUUUAUUCCGACCUCAGCUCAUCAUGCUCAGCAGUGUACUUGUGUUGUUAGCCAGCCUGGAACAAAUUUCAAAGAAGUUCAUCAAUUAUUAGUCUUACGUGUAACGAGUCUUCCAACAACCACAACAAAGGAAAUGAUAACAGGAAAUACAAGUGAACUCUGGUCAAAUACAUAAUCUUAUCAAAUAUGUGUUAAAAUAUAGCAAAACAGUUGAGACAUACUGUGUCAUGUUAAAGUGUA